GGAGUGCGCCGGCGCGAGGGGGCGGCGCCGUCUCUAUGGCAACCCGCGCGCUGCCCGGGCCGCUGUGUCCGGCGGGAGGCGAGGGUGUCGCGGCGCUGGCUACCGGCGGGGCUCCGAGCGCAGAGGGGCCCGGGCGGCCGGGGCCGCUUAAGGAUGAGACCUUGGGCGUGGCGUCCGUGCCCUCGCAGUGGAGGGGCGUCCAGGGCAUCCGCGGGGAGACGGUGUUCACCUGGGCCCUGUCCUCGCAGAGGUCUCCCGUCCGCUGGUUCACUCCCCAGAUGGCAGCAACGGCCGGAGCUGGCUGGAUCUGGAGCCGGGAGCGGGAGCUUCUUCUGGAUCCGUCUUGGCCAUCUUGGCCAUCUCCGCUGCCCCCCCAGAAAAGCUGCCAGACGGCUAGCAUCGCCACCGCGGAGGCCUCUGCCCAGGCCCGGCAGCAUGUGGACGCCCAGGUGCAGACGGAGGCCCCCGAGCCGCCCAGCGUGCAGCCGCUGUCGCACCAUGACGCCCCCCGGCUUGCAGCCUUUCUUCGGAGAGUGGAGGCCAUGGUCAUCCGGGAGCUGAACAAGAACUGGCAGAGCCACGCCUUCGAUGGCUUCGAGGUGAACUGGACCGAGCACCAGCAGACGGUGUCCUGUCUGCACACUCUGGGCUACCCCCCCGCCCAAGGGCAGGGGCUACAUGUGACCAGCGUCUCCUGGAACAGCACCGGCUCCGUGGUGGCCUGUGCCUACGGCCGGCUGGACGAUGGGGACUGGAGCACACUCAGGUCCUACGUGUGUGCCUGGAACCUGGACCGGCGAGGCCUGCACCCGCGGCAGCCGUCGGCAGUGGUGGAGGUGCCCAGUGCCGUCACGUGCCUGGCCUUCCACCCCACGCAGCCAGCCCACGUCGCAGGAGGCCUGUACAGUGGUGAGGUGCUGGUGUGGGACAUGAGCCGGCCCGAGGACCCGCUGCUGUGCCGCACAGGCCUCUCCGACGACACCCACACAGACCCCGUGUACCAGGUGGUUUGGCUGCCCGAGCCCCGCCACGGCCACCGCUUCCAGGUGCUGAGCGUGGCCCCCGACGGCAAGGUGCUGCUCUGGCAGGCGGGCGGCGCCGGCCGCCUGCAGCUCGCCGAGGGCUUCGCCCUGGCCACGCAGCAGCUGCCGCGCAGCACCAAGCUGAAGAAGCCCUCCCGGGGGGAGACGGAGGUGGGCGCCACGGCGGUGAGCUUCUCCAGCUUUGACCCCAGCCUCUUCGUCCUGGGCACGGAAGGCGGCUUCCCCCUCAAGUGUUCCCGGGCGGCCGAGGAGGCGGCCCUCACGCGCAUGCCCAGCUCGGUGCCCCUGCGCGCCCCGGCACAGUUCACCUUCUCGCCGCACGGCGGCCCCGUCUACUCCGUGAGCUGCUCCCCCUUCCACAGGAAUCUCUUCCUGAGCGCGGGCACCGACGGCCACGUGCACUUGUACUCGAUGCUGCAGGCGCAGCCCCUCGCCUCGCUGCAGCUGUCGCACAAGUACCUGUUCGCUGUGCGCUGGUCCCCAGUGCGCCCCUUGGUUUUCGCAGCUGCUUCUGGGGAAGGGGAGGUGCUGCUGUUUGACCUCCACAGGAGCUCCCAGAAGCCCACAGUUUCCAUCAAGCAGACCCAGGACGGGAGCCCCGUCUACUGCCUGGAAUUCAACCACCAGCAGACGCAGCUCCUGGCUGCUGGUGAUGCCAAGGGCACCGUGAAGGUGUGGCAGCUGAGCACAGAGUUCACCGCGCAGGGACCCCGGGAAACAGAGGACCUGGACCGGCUGGCUGCCGAAGUGGCCACCUGAGGGCGCCGGGGGCGGGGCAUGUCUCUGAGCUGAAUGAAGGAGCAAAGCCUUUA
This is a messenger RNA of Oryctolagus cuniculus (rabbit), 1855 nucleotides long. Lineage: Eukaryota; Metazoa; Chordata; Mammalia; Lagomorpha; Leporidae. The record is from RefSeq and is a predicted model, not a curated record.